UUUCUGCGCUUAAAGAAACCCCAGUUCGGUGCUUUUUCCAGCAGAGAUCAUUGUGAGAGCACAGGUCGGGAGGAUGACUGCUCGUGUGUGUUGCUUGAUGAUUGUUUUAUUGUGUCUGUUCGGAUAUUUGAGUAUAACAGAUGCUGGAAAAACAACAGCAAAGCCAGGAAAGUGUCCACCCCGAUCAUCUGGAAAUAAAUCGUGUAGCAGUUCCUGCAAGAGUGACUCCAACUGUCCCAACAAUGAGAAGUGCUGCAGCAGUGUCUGUGGAAAUUACUGUACAGCUCCAUAUAUAGUGAAACCAGGUCAAUGUCCCGACCCAAAGAACAUUCCACUGUCUGCUGAAAGCUGUGUCCAUGAUGGUCAGUGUCCUGCCACACAGAAGUGUUGCCCAACCACCAGUGGACGUGCAUGCAGUGAACCACGUGGCCAAGGGAGUGGUCAGGGCCAGGGGAGUGGUCAGGGAAGCGGCUUUGGUCAGGGCAGCGGUCAGGGCCAGGGUAGUGGCUUUGGUCAGGGAAGCGGUCAGGGCCAGGGAAGCGGCUUUGGUCAGGGGAAUGGUCAGGGCCAGGGAAGCGGCUUUGGUCAGGGCCGCGGUCAGGGCCAAGGAAGCGGCUCUGGCUUUGGUCAGGGCCGCGGUCAGGGCCAAGGAAGCGGCUCUGGCUUUGGUCAGGGCCAAGGAAGCGGCUCUGGCUUUGGUCAGGGCCAAGGAAGCGGCUCUGGCUUUGGAAGCGGCUCUGGCUUUGGUCAGGGCCAAGGAAGCGGCUCUGGCUUUGGUCAGGGCCAAGGAAGCGGCUCUGGCUUUGGUCAGGGCCAAGGAAGCGGCUCUGGCUUUGGUCAGGGCCAAGGAAGCGGCUCUGGCCUUGGUCAGGGCCAAGGAAGCGGCUUUGGCCAAGGAAGCGGCUCUGGCCAGGGGAGCGGUCAGGGCCAGGGGAGCGGCUUUGGCCAGGGGAGCGGUCAGGGCCAGGGGAGCGGGGCCAGGGGAGCGGCUCUGGCUUUGGUCAGGGCCAGGGGAGCGGCUCUGGCUUUGGUCAGGGCCAGGGGAGCGGCUCUGGUCAGGGCCAGGGGAGCGGCUUUGGUCAGGGCCAGGGGAGCGGCUUUGGUCAGGGCCAGGGGAGCGGGUCUGGCUUUGGUCAGGGCCAGGGGAGCGGGUCUGGCUUUGGUCAGGGAAGCGGCUUUGGUCAGGGGAGCGGCUCUGGCUUUGGUCAGGGAAGCGGCUUUGGUCAGGGGAGCGGCUCUGGCUUUGGUCAGGGAAGCGGCUUUGGUCAGGGCAGUGGUCAGGGCCAGGGGAGCGGCUCUGGCUUUGGUCAGGGAAGCGGCUUUGGUCAGGGCCAGGGUAGCGGUCAGGGUAGCGGCUCUGGCUUUGGUCAGGGCCAGGGAAGCGGCUUUGGUCAGGGCAGUGGUCAGGGCCAGGGGAGCGGCUCUGGCUUUGUGGUGGUUCUAG
Carassius carassius (crucian carp) is the source of this 1444-nucleotide messenger RNA. RefSeq lists its product as uncharacterized. Bases 74 to 1444 code for a protein of 456 amino acids. Gene Ontology annotation, molecular function: peptidase inhibitor activity. The transcript is spliced from 6 exons. NCBI's taxonomy places the organism in Eukaryota, Metazoa, Chordata, Actinopteri, Cypriniformes, Cyprinidae. The record is from RefSeq and is a predicted model, not a curated record. Gene Ontology annotation, cellular component: extracellular region.